Molecule: messenger RNA, 1224 nt
Organism: Naegleria fowleri
Lineage: Eukaryota; Heterolobosea; Eutetramitea; Acrasida; Naegleriidae
Exons: 3
Coding region: 1-1224 (407 amino acids)
Source: RefSeq, a predicted model, not a curated record
AUGAACACCACCUCAUCUUCCUCCUCAUACCGACCUGCCAUGAAAGUUGCAGACGCGUUAAGUAUUGUUUUAAACAAUAUAGACCUCAUUCCUUUCCAUCGUUCGCCCUUGAUGAAACUAGAAAUUGAGCCUCCAAAUUCAGCCGAUGCAUCGAGUGGAAAAAAGAAGAAGCAGCAACAACAACAACACUCGGAAGACGGUUCAUCCUCUCGUCUUCAAAUGAUACCCUUUUCUGAUCGGAAUAAGGUGAUCAAAUCACAGAUUGUGCGUAUUAUGUUGGAUACUCACACCUUGUGGGAGAGGUCAGCUCAGAACGAUGUUCUCUCCAACGCAGCUUCCCUUCAACUCAUUACUCAGCUGCAGACGAAACAACUACCUCCCAACGCAUUGCCAUUGCAUCCGAACACGAUCACUACAGCGGAACAAGUGGAUGAUCCUUACGAAAUGAAUCGAUUUGUGAAACAAUUUCUGAUUGAUGGUUACUUGGUGAUUGACCCUGCCGCUCUCAAGACCUGUGGACCCAUGUUUCAUAGAGAAAUGUUGGAAUUGGGACUCUCAGUUCGAAAUCAUUUAACCACAAAGAUACCUCAGAUUUUGCAUGUUUUUUCCGAUUCGACAGUGAAGAAAGUUCUCACUCGAUUGCUUGGAUCAGAUUAUGAAACACUUCCGACCACUCACAUGCAUUUGAGUGAAAGAGGAAGACUUGAUCAGCACUGGCAUAAGGACGAUUUUCAGGAUGGAUAUAUACGACCAGUGGAGCCUCCAACCACCUUAAAUCACGUAAUGGCCAUGUACUAUCCACAAGAUACAAUUUUAGAGAUGGGACCAACUGCCAUUCGACGAGGUACUCACUUUGAAGGCUACUCGAAUGAUUAUGUUCCUGAUCGAUAUUUAUUCGACCAAAAUCAGACCAAAUAUCGAGAGGUGUCUUUGACAUGCCGAGCAGGAACUAUUGUCAUGCUGCAUUUCGAAAUUGUCCAUAGACGAAUGAAGAACACUCUAACAAAUAGGUUCAUGAUGAAGUUUCAGUUUAGAAGAAGGCAACAACCUCCAACUCCAGGCAGCAGAGGUUUGAGUAACAAAAUGAAGGCGAUUGCCUCAACGAUACAACCCUAUGACGAAGUGAAUCCCAUUGAUGACAAUUACGACCAUCAAUUUAUUGAUCCAUUGGCAAGAAAAAUUUGGAAUUGGAUGCAUGGCUUGCUUCUGUCAGUAAUCGAGUGA